Messenger RNA from Cygnus atratus (black swan), 4480 nucleotides. It is a transcript of the gene LCA5L, whose product is annotated as lebercilin LCA5 like. Lineage: Eukaryota; Metazoa; Chordata; Aves; Anseriformes; Anatidae. Gene Ontology annotation, cellular component: axoneme. Gene Ontology annotation, biological process: intraciliary transport. The record is from RefSeq and is a predicted model, not a curated record. Bases 198 to 2198 code for a protein of 666 amino acids. The transcript is spliced from 9 exons.
UCCUGUCCUUCGCACCCAAAACCCCUCCUGAAGCAGAUGGGGAGAAAACAGGAUACGGCCCAAGGCCUCUGUCCCCAGAAAUCUUUACAGUGCAAGAAGAUACUAAGUCAUAGGAAGUCAGUGUGUGGCAGAGAAGUCAGGGACACAUGAUUCCCUAAAGCACGGAAGUAUCAGAAGCAGGAGCUGUAGCAGGGGUAAUGAUUGUAUGCGACGCAGUGGAGAAUACGGAAGCAAAAAUCCUCACACUAACUACUCUGAGGGCUUUGUCAAUGACUUGCUCUGAAACAGCUGGAAGCAGUGAUUGUUUAGAACUAUCAGGAACUGAAGAAAAGAAAACACCAAAAGAUGAAAAAAAGAAAACACUGAAGGAUGAAAAAAAGAAAAAGAAGAAAAAAGGACAGCAUAACUUCUCCCAAAAUGCUUCCUGCCUUAAAAAUCAGGUAUCAGUGUCAGGUCCAAGCCAAGACAUCCUAGGAAGGGGAGUGCCAGAGCUGGACAGGAGCUGCAGAGACCAGGAAGGCUGUUCUGGCUGUCCCCAGCAGGGAAGCGGAAAGAUAGGAGUAAGUGCUGCUGCAGGAAGAACCUUUCCCCCAAAAGAAGCCACUGUCCCACUCACCUCUGUCUUCCUAGGGGGAAAUAAAUUGCCAGCUAAGAAGAAACCACAUCAGAAUCCUUCAUUUUUAAGCCUGCAGAAUAAUAUGAUUUCCCAGAAAAAAAAUACAGUGGCUCAGCGAAUAUUAUCAGCAAGACUUCACAAAAUUAAAGAGCUGAAGAAUGAAAUAUUUGAUUUACAACAGAAAUUAAGAGCAUCAAACUUAGAAAACCAGGUGUUGAAACAGCUUCAGUGGCGGCACUUGAAGGCCAUAGGUGGAUAUGAAAAUUCAGAAAGCGUUUUGCCCGAUCUUUUAGCAAGGCAUUACAGUGAGGUGAGAGCUUUAAGGAAACAUCUGAGGAUGUCUCAGAAGGAAGAAAGAAGCACAUCCAUGAAGCUUAGAAAAGUUGAAGCAGAGCUGCUAAAAACUAAAGAUGCUUUGCAGGCCUUGCAUAUGCUUUCAGAAGAUGAGGCUCUUGCAGAAAGAGAGGAACUUUAUCACAGAUUAUCAGACCUUACAGAAAAAAUGGAUGAGAAUAAUAAGAGAAUACAGAGCCUAGAAAAGCAGCUGAAGUUGAACAAUAGCACCUUUAGUCGUCAGCUGGCAGAGGAGACUAAAAAAGCUGUUGAAGCUGGGAUAAUUACAAAGAACUUGCAAAUGGAAAUUAGCACUCUUCACCAAAAAAUUAAGGAAAAGGAUCGGCAACUUUAUGUAAAAAAUAUCUAUGCAAAUCGGAUGCCUAAAAUCCCAAAGGACAGAGGUGAUUCAGUACCUCAUGAAAAGCGUCUCAGCAGAAACAUAUCAGUGCAAGUAGAUAAACAGAGUUUUAGAUCACUGCUGCUGCCACAGCACCAAACCCAGGAAACAGAAAAAAGUCAAAUUCUGCUAUCGGAGGUGAAAAAGCCUUCAGAAGAUAAGAACCAAAAAGCUAAAGCAAAUGAAGCUUACACAGAUGCCCAACAGAAAACCAAGAAGCAAUCAGCCAAGAAAAUACCAAAGCCAGAACCAUUCAAUAGAAUGCAUAGAGAAUAUUUAGAGGAAGACAAACCACUGACAGAGGAACACACUUGUCUGGAAUUUAUGAAACAAGAAGAAAGAAAGAGAGACUUCCUUAAAGAGGAACUGAAAAAGACGAUAAAAACUGAACGAACUCCUCUAACUGACAGUGUAAAAGAGAACAGUCAAGAGCAAGAUGCAGUGGAAGAAUAUGAAAAAGAAAAAAAGCUAGAUGAACAACUAAGUAACAGUGGGAAGGCAGGGAGUAAAUUUGUAACUCCAGGUCCAAAAAACAAAUCACCCACUAGGCUGAAAAAACAAUACAUGUUCUCAGAAGCUACUGAAAAUUUGCACCAUGGGAUUCCUGCAUCAGGUACAAAACCCAGGAAGUGCAGUCACUGCAACCACAGACAUGCACGUCAGGACUGCAGUGAAGGAGUUGAAUCCAAAGUGAAAAAUUCGUUUGAGCUGUAUGAACCAUCUUUUGGUAAAGCCACAAAAACAAGGCAGAGGGACAGUUCAGCUGAAGCAGAAGGCUGUGCUUACAAGACAUUCACUGAGAGGAAAAAGAGUCUUAUGAAAGAGCUCUUUGGGCCAAGCUGUGUUUGAAAAGACAACCAUUCAAGUUCAAGCAUGAGAGGAGUGGAGAGAAAGCAGUGAAGGGAUGCAUGACUACACAAGCCAAAUUUUAAACCACCAACACUACUUUACAAUGUAGUGUCUAACACCAAUGAAAUCAUUGUGAAUAACCUCAUAAGAAUACACAAAUAAUUAUUUUGAUAUUCAGUAAGUAUAUCAACUUAUCUUUCCUUUUAAAAUAUACAGCACUUUAAAUCUUUUAAACCUAAUGAAACAAUAUUUCUAACAUCAUAAAACACAUAUGAAAUCUUAUAACUUUUUAGAAUUUAUUUCAAUGAUUCUUCCAAAAUGACAGGCAAAUCAGUUGUCACAGCAGAACAUUAUUCUGGUUUUUGUGCAUGUGUGUGCACUUUAGCAACUAGGAGUGCCUUACCAAAUAUGACAUGUUUACCUGUUAUCAAGAGGUGUCCAAGUAGGUCCCUUCUGGGAAAUUUCACUUUUGUGUGUGUGUUUUCUCUGAGUUUUGAAGUUGACUAUUUGUUAGCUAGCUGCAGCAAGCAGUCUGCUUUUGGAAGGUUCUUUAUUGGGUUAGUACCAACAGCGCACUAAAAGAAAAUAUUUUUUUAUUUUCUUCACUCCUGAACUAGCUUCCAGAAUUCACACAUAAUAAUUUGCUAUUACAUUGUUUUCACUAGCAUUAUGAAGCUCUAAAGCUUCAUUCUUUUCCACUGUUCAAACUUAUCAAAGCAGUUUGCCUGGUAACUUCCACAGCUGACAUCCACAGAUGAAUGUGCAAGAGUAAAGUAUUGUUUUGGAGAAGUCAGGCAUAUCCAAUUCUCAAAAAGCCUUUAAAAAUCUUGUGUUCAAGGUUAUGUAAGUGAGGGUAGGAGGAUUAUGUCUUGUUCCUCAUAGUAACUCACGAGAUGUUUGCUAAAAUGUAAGCUAGGAAAAAAAUGUGUAUUUUUUUUUACUGAAUUUUACAUAAAGGAAAAAAAAUACACCACAAAAGCUUUUAAAGGCUAUUAAGAUAUUUUGAUCCGAACCUACUUGAAGCAUACUUUUCUUCAAUUUUGAAGUUUUUCAAGUAGUACUUCAGCUGUGCAGUGGACAGAUUUAAAAAAUGAUUUAAAAAGAGAAACGCUCUUCUGACUGCAUUAUGUACUAUUAACACUUCCAUAACGCCUUUCUUGCUGCCACCAAAGUCAAGAGUAAACAAGCACAGCAACAAUCCUGUUUAUAUUGUCUAAAUCACAAAAAGCCUCUCUGCCUUUACUCAAAUGUUUGACUAGAGCUGCCACCAAACUGCGUAUUUGAUUACCUCAUGCUAAGUGUGGAUACAGAGCAAACACCAUUCAGAAGAUUUUAAAGGAUACUGCUUUUCUUGACUUCACUGUGUUAAACUCUCUAACAAGCUAAGUGGAAAUAUCAUUACUCACAUCCUUAGAGUCAGAAAUACGUCAAUGUCACAGUUAGAAAAAUCUGUUCUGAAUACUUUAAAAAAAAAAAUAUCUGUGGAUUCCAACAGCACCUCCUUAGGCAAAAACAUAGGUGGGUUGUAUUUGUGUUUCGUUUUGUUUAGGAAAACUGUAACAUUAAAAAAGCAUUGAUUAGAAAACCUGAGAUGGACUGAGCAGCUUUAUUUCAUAAAUAAACACACCAUUAUACAUAACAGACUGAAUCCUGACAUUUUGUUCUUGUUGAUAUUUAAUGCAUUCAGUUUUCUGUUGGCUAAAUGUAAUCCUUAAUAUAAAAAAAAAAAUCUAAUUAACAUUUAAGAAAAAAACACAUUUCAUGUACAUAUACACAGACACAGAAAAUGUGUCAUGACCUUCUGAAUUAAUUUCUAAAUACAAUGCUAAUUAUGGAGGGGCCCUAAUGCCUUUCUGCACAAAGGCAAAGGACCUGGAAUAACACAACACUGUACAGAGUGGGAAGCUGAACCAGAAUCCCAAAGCCCAGCAGAAGAGGGAAGGGUGCCCAUCGAGAGUUUUGUUCAGGCUCACAUCAGAAAAGGGAGGCGCAGAAGAAGAGCUUUAUAAAACCACUGCUUUGUCUUGCGGAACACCAAGGGCAGAGUUGUGGGCAGCACUGCAGCACAGGAGGUAGCACAGCUUCGUCCCUGUUCUACAGACGUGGCACCAGGAAAAACUUUGUUCUCCUUUAUAUUCAAAAUGAUGUGGCUGUUUACCUAUACACAGCAAGAAGCAUUUACUACAAAACAGAAAAUUGUUUUCCCUCCUCUUCCUCGCUAGCAUUCUGUUACUACUUCAGGUAGUUAAAUCACUCAUUUGCCUUUUUACAUUUACAUAGCU